Messenger RNA from Misgurnus anguillicaudatus (oriental weatherfish), 2055 nucleotides. RefSeq names its product intercellular adhesion molecule 2. Gene Ontology annotation, molecular function: integrin binding. Gene Ontology annotation, biological process: cell adhesion. NCBI's taxonomy places the organism in Eukaryota, Metazoa, Chordata, Actinopteri, Cypriniformes, Cobitidae. The record is from RefSeq and is a predicted model, not a curated record.
CACCUUGCUUUAUUUUUCUAGCUUAUCCUCUACUGACAAUACCCUCUCACGUGUAAGUGAAACGUAGUCUCUCGGUAGGAUGUCCCAGUUGUAGAUGGGUGUGGUUUUUAUUCCGCGUGAGGAAUAAUAAUCUUGAGGAGGAGACAUAUCAUAUGUAUUUAUUUUAGCGGCGAUUAGGCGCUUCUUUUUGCCUGACUUUUACUUGAACACCUACAAUAUGCUUAAUAGUUUGUUUGGACUUGUUUAUCUGUCAGCAGUCUCGCUGUUAGUAAGUCUUACAGUGUGCUUUGCAGGUAUACAAGCUCAAUGUCCUGUAAAACUCAACCCACCGAGAGUUGUUGUGGAGUACGGCAGCUCUGUUUCAGUGGAUUGCAUCACUAAUAUCACAAAUGAUCUGAUGGGCUGGGAAGCCAAUGUAGGAAAUAAAUCCAUGGUCACAGACAAACUGAUCACCUGGAGCGUGUCUAACCUGAGACAAUGGGACAUACGGCCACAGUGCUACAUAAACUACAAUAGGAUGCCACCUUGUUCAACUUUUCUCCCAGUCACAGUUUACAAGACUCCAGAUAGUGUCUCCAUCAGCACAGUCGAACCACUAAUGAAGGAGUACUACCAAUAUGAGUUCCAUUGUGAUAUUGUGAAUGUGGCUCCAAAAAAAUUCACUGUGAAAUGGUUUAAAGGAGAAACAAACGUGGAUAAUGAGACCUUCAAUUACACCACCAAGACUCCAGUGAAUGAAACAUCUAAAUUUCAGUUCACUGCAUACAGAGAUGAUGAUGGAGCUCAGUACAGAUGUGAAGCAGAGCUGGAACUGGGAGCAGAUGGACCUCAACCUCCUCCUAUUGUGACAUCAAAAACUUAUCAGAUUACAGUACGGUAUCGACCAAAACACGAGGUGACCAUUGAACUCAUCAGUACAAAUGAUGGAGACAUCACUCUGAACUGUACAGUAGCGGCAAAUCCACCUGCUACUUACUCCUGGUACUCAGAGCAUUGGACAACGUCAAAAAAUUCAUCAGUGCUCACAUUCUCUACACUGACUCCAGGGAACUACACAUGCACUGCUACAAACCCUCUAGGACAAUCCACUAAAAUGUUCAUCAUCACAGGUGAGCGCACUACAUUCUGGACUAUUCUUAUUUGUGGCCUGGUGGCACUUGUAUUAUUGUUUGCAUUGUAUGCGAUAUACAAAAGGUGUAACUUUACCCAGAAUUCUGUCAUUUAAUUGCCCUAUAGUGACCUCAAAUUGGGAUCUUCUGAUCAGGGAGUUCAUGAACAAACUUGAUAUACAUAGUUUUAAAAUCAUACGAGGAGCUAGUCACGUGUGGACAAAUGAGUUUUGGUUUAGGACAAAUUAGUUUUGAUGUAUUGGUACUAACACUUUUUUAAAAUGUCAUUUAUUUGGGCAUUGUUAUAUUAAUUUUAUAGAAUCACUGCUUACUUUAGACAACUGCAUGACAUUUAGCUUCAUAGAGGUACUGUGUGUGGUGUGUACAGAACUUUUUUAAAGGUACUUCUUUUUUAAAUGUUAUAUUCUUGAAAUGUCAAAAUGUAUUUUUGUGUCUAUUAACUCAUAUUUUUACAAAUAAUGUGAGAAACAGGUCCUUUGUAUUGGCAUUUUGUUGCAUGUAAUAUAACAAUAAUUACUGUAAUAUUUAUAUAUAUUUAGGUUACAAAUUGUAUACUAAGAAAGUUAGCAGAAACCCAACUGUUCACUUUAAGGAGAAUAGAGAAGAUAAUAAAACUGAACUGAGAAAUGCAGAUUAGACCAGCAGACAAACCGUUUUAAAUACAAACUAUUACGGUUUCUAGUCUUCAGACUAUCAUAUGUUAAUCUUCAGAUUUUAUAUAAACAAUUAUAAAUAUCAUGUGGCAAUUCAAAAUUGCUUUUUUAAGACUGAAAGACUUUUCCUCAUGGAUUGGCGAGUUAAACUAGACACAGAGUUGGAUAUUUUUGCACAUAGGUUUUUUUGGGUAUUGGAAGAAAUUAUUUUGAAUUUUGUAGUUGUUAAAAUGCUCUUAAGUAAACUUGAUGAAUUAAACAUUUAUUUUACA